AUGGGACUCAACAGUUGGUUGCACCGCAACACGGAGAGCUGGGCUCGCUCGUGGCUCCUGAGCAACACCGCCAUCCAAUACUACUGCGCUUGUUGCGGUGCAGCAUCCGUCAUCUUUUUCGUCAUCUCGUUCGCCAUCGCCGACUUCAUCCCUCCACCUCCGCCUUCCUGGGGUGCUGAAAAGGUUGCCAAGUUCUACCAGGACCAUACAACACGCAUUCAUGCGGGUGCUGCCAUCAACAUGAUUGCUGGUGGUUUUUAUUUACCCUUUUCGACCGCAAUUUCCUACCAAAUCCGCCGCGUUCCCAAUAUCCCUUACAUCAUCCAUCAAGUUCAGCUCGCUUCCGCCUCGGCCGGAAUCUGGACUUUUAUGCUGCCGGGAAUAGUUCUCGCCAUUGCUUCCUAUCGCCCUGAUCGGCCGAUAGAGAUCACUCAUGCCCUAAACGACUUCUUUUGGCUUGUUGCGUUUAUGCCUUGGCCAACAUUUAUGGUACAGAAUUUUGCUUUCGCUUAUGCCAUUAUUGUCGAUACGCGAAAGAAGCCUCUAUUCCCCAAGGAACUCGCUAUUAUCAAUAUUCUUAUGCCCAUUAUUUUCUCCCUUGCAACCGGUAUGCAUACUGUUUACAGUGGACCCUUCGCGUGGAAUGGGGUCAUAACAUUCUACUUUAUUGGGUUUACCUUUCUUGUGCAAGUGUGUGCGGAUUCAGUCUUCCUGGCUUUAGCUGCUCGAGAGGAAGAGAGAGUGGAGAAGAUGGAAAAGGACGCUGAAUCGAAUGGGGUUGUUGAAACAUCUUCGGUUUAGCGUGCAGAGGUUGCCUCAGAGCUAUGAGAGACUGCAUGGGAAUCUUCAGAUAGAUUAGAG
Messenger RNA from Ilyonectria robusta, 861 nucleotides. RefSeq lists its product as uncharacterized. Bases 1 to 801 code for a protein of 266 amino acids. The record is from RefSeq and is a predicted model, not a curated record. Lineage: Eukaryota; Fungi; Ascomycota; Sordariomycetes; Hypocreales; Nectriaceae. The transcript has 2 exons.